GCAUUUCCCGGCAGCGCCCGGCGCGGGGCCGUGCGGGCGGCGAUGGCGGGCUGGGCUCGGGCCGUGCGGGGGCUGCUGCUGGAUGUCAGCGGGGUCCUCUACGACAGCGGGGCCGACGGCGGGGUCCCCAUCGCCGGCUCGGCCGAGGCCGUGCGCAGGAUCAAAGCGUCUGGGCUGAAGCUGCGGCUGUGCACCAACGAGACCCAGGCCACCCGCGAGAACUUCGUGAAGAAGCUCCGGGCGAUGGGCUUUGACGUGUCCGUGUCCGAGGUCACGGCCCCAGCCCCAGCAGCCUGCCACAUCCUGAAGGAGCGAGGCCUGAGGCCACACCUGCUCGUGCACGACGAUCUUGUGCCUGAAUUUGCCGAGAUCGAUAAAACAAACCCGAACUGUGUGGUUCUUGGAGAUGCAGCAGAAAACUUCACCUAUGCCAACCUUAAUGAAGCUUUCCGGGUUCUGAUUGGGAUGGAGAAGCCUGUCCUGAUCUCCCUUGGAAGAGGACGCUACUAUAAAGAAACCGAUGGUCUGAAGCUUGAUGUUGGAGCAUAUAUGAAGGCAUUGGAGUAUGCUUGUGAUGUUCAAGCUGAGGUAGUGGGAAAACCAUCAAAAAGGUUUUUUGAGUCAGCCCUGGCAGAAAUGGGAGUUCCAGCAGAGCAGGCCAUCAUGAUCGGGGAUGACAUCGUGAAUGAUGUCGGGGGAGCCCAGCAGUGCGGGAUGAGAGCCCUGCAAGUGAGGACAGGGAAGUACAGACCUUCAGACGAAAACCACCCCGACGUGAAGCCUGACGCCUACGUGAACAACCUGGCUGAAGCAGUCGACAUCAUCCUCCAGCAGAUGUAAAACCAACCAGCAGGAACAGAGAUGAGUCCUUGUGUGCAGCCUCUCCAUGGAACUGCUUCAUCCUCUCCCACCUCCACCUCACCUUAACAAACCCAGGCCCAGCCUUGCCCGAGGUGGUGAGCACCUGCUUUCCUAAAUAUUCCACAUAAUGGUACUAAAAUGAUCUACUGACCUCAGCCAAGGGAACACCAAACCCACUGUCUUGAAUGUUCUCCUCUUGGUGCCUGUGAGGAGCCUCUGCCUCCUCUGAGUGAUUCUUGGGGGGGGGCUGUUCCCCCUUUAACUCUUCACUCACGCCGGGUACCCAGCCUGGAGGUGCGAAACAGGGAACCCGGCACCCCCUCACUAAGAGACUUACCUGUUUGACCCAUCUGUACUGUGCCUUUUGGGGUGCCUGAGAUGGGUUGGAGGAUGUCCUUGAGGGGUGAUGGAGGCCACCAAGCCCUGGGGGGGGCUCUGCGGGGUCCUGUGUGUGCCUUGGGUGGCACAAAAGCCCUGGGGAGGGGGGACACCCCUGGAUCCAAGCCAGUAAACAUGGUUCUGCCAGGAUUAGCCUGUCUGGAACAGCCAUGGGUUAAGGCCUGGGAAUGUGGUAAUGCUGUGACACAUUAGGGAAUAACUGCGCUGUCCUGUCAGGAAUAAACCCCAUCCUUUGGAUCUGG
This is a messenger RNA of Pseudopipra pipra, 1502 nucleotides long. RefSeq names its product phospholysine phosphohistidine inorganic pyrophosphate phosphatase (gene LHPP). Gene Ontology annotation, cellular component: cytosol. The record is from RefSeq and is a predicted model, not a curated record. Bases 43 to 840 code for a protein of 265 amino acids. Lineage: Eukaryota; Metazoa; Chordata; Aves; Passeriformes; Pipridae. Gene Ontology annotation, molecular function: inorganic diphosphate phosphatase activity; phosphatase activity. The transcript is spliced from 7 exons. Gene Ontology annotation, biological process: dephosphorylation.